Aureobasidium subglaciale EXF-2481 is the source of this 797-nucleotide messenger RNA. RefSeq lists its product as uncharacterized. The record is from RefSeq and is a predicted model, not a curated record. Lineage: Eukaryota; Fungi; Ascomycota; Dothideomycetes; Dothideales; Saccotheciaceae. The transcript has a single exon. The coding region runs from base 59 to 562 and encodes 167 amino acids.
CUGUGUAUUAGCAUCGUGAAACUCAAGAUCGAGAUGUCUAUGGCUGAGCUUAUCGCUCAUGUCGCUCGAACCCAAGACAUGGGACCAGUACGCUUCAACAACCCAGAAAGCUCCAACGGCACGAUCAAUGCCAAAGGCUACACGUUCAAUACCACGACCAGCCAGAGCAAGAGAGGUUCCGUACAGAAAGCACCUGCAUCACCUGAGGAUGUCGAGCUCGGCAACGUCAGACCUUCAUCCCCAGAGGCCAUGCAAAAUCACUUCGGCAUCAUCGAAGAAGAGGAAACGAUGCAUGAUGACCAUCAUAUCGAGGAUGGUUUCGUGGUUCACAGACACAACGAGAUUACAGUCGAAGUCGAAAGCGCACCUUCAGAGCGAUCUGAAAAGACGGAUGGCCAAGGCGAGAACUUUGAUUCUCGAAGACAUACUUCAGACAGUGAUGAGGCGCCAUUGCGUAAGCCGACAAACACUAUGGGUGUCAAUACAAAGGUCUGGGGUCGCUACUAGGCUCGACGCCGCUUUAAAAUGGGCAGAGGCAUUUCUGUGGACAUGUCCGUGUUAGUGUACAGAAUACGGUUGACACGGCCUAGAUAAUUGUUUUCCUUUGUUGUUACAGGCGGACAGAACUGCUUUCGAUUUCUUGACGAUAGACGUAUCGUUGCACUGUGAUACCCACUACAUUAUAUAGCAUCUUUUUAACUUAGACCGGCAUUAUCCUGACACGCGUCCAAAAUGUUUCCAUGUGUAGUGCAAGGACGCUCGUACCAAGACAGGUAGAGGAUAGAGCUACCUUCCGU